Spea bombifrons (plains spadefoot toad) is the source of this 1159-nucleotide messenger RNA. Its product is annotated as WD repeat-containing protein 64-like. Gene Ontology annotation, molecular function: protein binding. The transcript is spliced from 11 exons. Bases 107 to 1159 code for a protein of 350 amino acids. The record is from RefSeq and is a predicted model, not a curated record. Lineage: Eukaryota; Metazoa; Chordata; Amphibia; Anura; Pelobatidae.
AGUGUUCUUUGGCUGCUGCUGGCACCGCACUGCAUUGUAAUCUCUGACAGUGCCCAGGGCUGUGCGGUAUCUUUAACCGGUAAACAAACAGAAUCCUUAGCUGGCAAUGGCUGCCCAGGUUGGUCAUUUGAAAGACAUCGAGCUUCAACAUCAGCCACAACCAAGCAAAGUCUUGUUUCACCUCCCUGCCACAGUGACAGAGACCCCGCACAGGGAGCCAUUUAUCCAAAUAUCACCCAUGCCCGAUAAUACCGUAAUGGGUGUAGGACAAGAUGGUUUAAUUUCAGUUUGGACUCCAGACCUUAAACUGAAGAAGAGUCGGUCUAUUCUGGAUGAAAAUAAGCAACAAAACAGAAAAAUCAAAUGGAUCUCAGACUCCAUUCUAAUGCCUCAAUACAACAAGCUAAUUAUUGGGACUUGUGACAGAGAGAUACGCCUUUACGAACUUUCUAACUUUGAACCAUACUGCCAAAUUAUUGGACUCGAAACUAUGCCUCUUCACUUGGGAUACAGUCCGAGAGAUGCAGAUGAGUGUGUCAUAUAUUUUGGUGAUGAACAGGGAUGCGUCAACAUCAUUCUGGUUUCAAACGUGGCAGAAACAUUGAGGAACUGGACAAAGAGCCAACUUAUCGACGAAAUCCCCAGUGUUAACAUUGAUUCCAUUGAGGAGCCAGGGAAUGUUAAAUACAUUCGCUGGAAGGUCCAUAAUGACUGGGUGACCCAAAUUAGAUAUGUUCAUUCAAUAGAAUCAAUUAUCUCAAGCUCGAAUGAUGACUACACAGCUCUUGUGAUUGGCUGUGUGGAAGGGACCAAAAACCUACAGCAAAGACUCCGAGACCUUAUGGAUUCGAGCAGCACACAUGGCAGGCGCUCCAUGCUCGGGAACGCUCCUCCCAAGAGAAAUAUCAGUGAUGAAUCCUCGUUCAAAGUGAAAAGGGGUGUCAAGACUUUUGAUUUCUGCAAGGAAAACAACAUCCUUGUGACUGGAGGCUUGGACAGGAUAGUUCGUGUGUGGAAUUCGUAUGUUCCCGGAUGGCCUACUGGUUUACUGCGUGGACACGCUUCACCCAUCACCUUCCUGUGCAUUGGAGAUGGAAACACUAAAAUAUACUCAGUGUCUACAGACUGCACUGUUAUGGUAACAGAACUUUUUGUGUGA